AUGUCAACUACGCUCUCAUCAUCCACUUACGGCAAGGACAACGUCAAGUUCCUCAAGGUCAAGAAGGAUCCGCAGAACCCAAAGAAGCAGGAGGUUAUGGAGGCCACCGUCACGUGUCUGCUUGAAGGUGGGUUCGACACCUCGUACACGGAGGCUGACAACUCGUCCAUCGUGCCAACAGACACCGUGAAGAACACCAUUCUCGUGUUGGCAAAGACCACGGAGAUUUGGCCAAUUGAGAGAUUUGCAGCCAAGCUGGCCACGCACUUUGUUGAGAAGUACUCGCACGUCUCUGGCGUCUCCGUCAAGAUUGUCCAGGACAGAUGGGUCAAGUACGCCGUUGAUGGCAAGCCACACGACCACUCUUUUAUCCACGAAGGUGGUGAGAAGAGAAUCACUGACCUGUACUACAAGAGAUCCGGUGAUUACAAGCUGUCGUCUGCCAUCAAGGACUUGACGGUGCUGAAGUCCACCGGCUCGAUGUUCUACGGCUACAACCAGUGUGACUUCACCACCUUGCAACCAACAACUGACAGAAUCUUGUCCACCGACGUCGAUGCCACCUGGGUUUGGGAUAACAAGAAGAUUGGCUCUGUCUACGACAUCGCCAAGGCUGCAGACAAGGGAAUCUUUGACAACGUUUACAACCAGGCUAGAGAGAUCACCUUGACCACCUUUGCUCUCGAGAACUCUCCAUCUGUGCAGGCCACGAUGUUCAACAUGGCUACUCAGAUCUUGGAAAAGGCAUGCUCUGUCUACUCGGUUUCAUACGCCUUGCCAAACAAGCACUACUUCCUCAUUGACUUGAAAUGGAAAGGUUUGGAGAACGACAACGAGUUGUUCUACCCAUCUCCACAUCCAAAUGGUUUGAUCAAGUGUACUGUUGUCCGUAAGGAGAAGACCAAGUUGUAA
This is a messenger RNA of Williopsis jadinii, 912 nucleotides long. Its product is annotated as urate oxidase. Gene Ontology annotation, biological process: purine nucleobase catabolic process; urate catabolic process. Gene Ontology annotation, molecular function: urate oxidase activity. The coding region runs from base 1 to 912 and encodes 303 amino acids. The record is from RefSeq and is a predicted model, not a curated record. Gene Ontology annotation, cellular component: peroxisome. The transcript has a single exon. NCBI's taxonomy places the organism in Eukaryota, Fungi, Ascomycota, Saccharomycetes, Phaffomycetales, Wickerhamomycetaceae.